Molecule: messenger RNA, 2033 nt
Organism: Amblyraja radiata (thorny skate)
Lineage: Eukaryota; Metazoa; Chordata; Chondrichthyes; Rajiformes; Rajidae
Gene: gdf3
Product: growth differentiation factor 3
Exons: 4
Coding region: 599-1549 (316 amino acids)
Cellular component (GO): extracellular region
Molecular function (GO): cytokine activity; growth factor activity
Source: RefSeq, a predicted model, not a curated record
CUCUGGCGCUAUAAGGCAGCAAUUUUACCACUAUGCCACUGCAGAAUUAUUGAUUUAUUUGUCUUCAUAGGAUAUUUGGUACCUCCUCAACUGCAACGGGCACUAUCCUCAAGACAUUGCAAUUAGCUUUCCCAAGAUCCAUAGAAUCAUGUCAUUCAUUGCGGUAAACACAGAAGUGAAAUACAGUCUGCAAAUUAAGAUUGCAGAAAAGGACAACUUAGAAAAAUGUUGGAACUCUGAGAUGACAACAGAACAAGUUUGAUUAAUGACUUCUCUUAUAAUCUAUACUUUUUGGAAGGUAUAAGUAAUUGCCCAUGAGAAUGGUGCAUAUGAAUUACUAGAUGAGGAGAGGCCAUGGUCCAUCUAGUUCUCCUUGUACCAUCCUGCUGGUUGCAUACACAACAGUAAUGAAGCUUUUGACCAAUCAUGACAAUCACUCUCAACAGAUGAGAAUGCAUUCAAUGUUUAAUACCCAUCCCUAUUUGCACUGAGAAAAUGAUGGCAAGGCACCAUAUUUGUGGACUACUUUGCUCCCGAAGAAUGUACAUCUACAAUUAUGCUGGUAAGGAGUUCCUGAAUUUGGAUGUAAAAUGAAGGAAUGGAGAGGCACUUCAAAGUUGAAAUGGUUCCUGGAAGGAUUCGUGGAGUACAAAGAUACAGGAUACUUAACGGCUCAGGAUCUACAUCAAGAAACAACAUUUCAUCCCUUUUCAAACCUUCUUGGCAUGCACACAGUCUAGAUGGAAUGGGUGACUCAAACCCCGAACUGGAAUCGUCUCUUUCGUCUUGUGUGCGGAGGCAGCUCUACUUCAACUUGUCCGUGCUGGAAAACAUGGAAGAGCUGACACUGGCUCAGCUGGAACUCUCCCUCCUUGGUGACCCCUAUCCCUUCCCUGGUGUAGCCACAGUCUGCACUUUAUCCAUCUGGAGUUUGGGGGAGCCCUCCAGCUCCAGGCAGGAGCUUGUGGCUCUGCAGUCCUUCCAAUCACUGCGUGGCUCCCUUUACUUCAACCUCACUCAUAUCUCCAGAGCAUGGAGACACCAGCACAGCAAUCAGGGGGCACUCCUGGAGAUAGGCAGCAUCUCGAUUGGGGAUCAUCAGGAGCUUCACCCAGCUUGCAGCAGGAUUGCCCAGGAUCUGCACAUCUCCCUGUUGGUGGUGACUCUGAAUCGGGAGAAAUGCAAAGCGUCCAGAAGGAAGAGGAGCUCCUUUCAGCUGCCACUUGCGUUCAGCCGUGUCUGCAAACGUAGGAGGCUCCAUAUCCAGUUCAAGGAUGUUGGUUGGCAACAUUGGGUCAUUGCCCCUCAGGGCUAUAUGGCCAACUAUUGCCAUGGGGAGUGUCCUUACCCACUGAGUGAGAGUCUGAAUGGUACCAACCACGCCAUUCUGCAAACGCUAGUACAUUCCACUGACCCCGGGCAAACCCCACAACCCUGCUGUGUCCCCAUUAAGCUCUCCCCCAUUUCCAUGCUCUAUUAUGAUAACAAUGAGAAUGUCGUUUUGCGCCAUUAUGAUGAUAUGGUGGUGGAUGAAUGUGGUUGCAGGUAGGAUAUUUUCCCUAGUGAAGAUGUGUUUUAAUUUGUAAUUUUUAAGACCUAGUGCUUUUGGCAAUGGUACCUUCCCCCACGGUAAACUUCGGUCUAAUGUUUUGUUUUGGGUGGAUGGUGGUGUGAAUUGAAUUUCAUCCACCUGAAUUGACAUCUAGCAUCAUCCUCAAACAUGUCCCCUUAAGUUAAUUGUCGAAUUAAAUCAUUUGAUUCAAAGUUGCAAUUAUGAUUGGAGGGUCAUUUUGACUUGAUUCACUAUAAACGUUUUGUUGUAUUUCUUCUGCAUAAUGAACCGAAGUGUUAACGUUCACGUUAAUGUACACAUAAGAGAACUGGUGCCAAUUGGCACACUGAAUAUUUCUUGGAUGUUUUUGUUUUAUUUCAGAUAUCCUGUAUGAAAUGAUUUUGCUUUAGUAACAGUGCUGUCAUUGAGCAAUUAGUAACUGUGGCAAGUUUAUUGAAAUAAAAGCAAUUAUUCCUCAUUC